Molecule: messenger RNA, 3224 nt
Organism: Leptinotarsa decemlineata (Colorado potato beetle)
Lineage: Eukaryota; Metazoa; Arthropoda; Insecta; Coleoptera; Chrysomelidae
Product: SOSS complex subunit B homolog
Biological process (GO): response to ionizing radiation; double-strand break repair via homologous recombination; mitotic G2/M transition checkpoint
Cellular component (GO): SOSS complex
Molecular function (GO): DNA binding
Source: RefSeq, a predicted model, not a curated record
CCCACCACGGAAUAAUUGUUUAUUAUUCUGCGUUUUGUGUUCCAACAUUCCUUUCAUUUGAUUAAUUAAAGAUAUCUUUAGGUUGACAAGAAGGCUCUUCAAAAAGCUUUUGUUCCAGUCUUCAUGAUGGACAAUAACUAUAUCCAAAUAAAGGACAUGCGUCCAGGACUGAAAAACGUUAAUGCAGUGUUCAUAGUUUUGGAAGUCGGUCACCCCACAGUGACGAAAGAGAACCGCGAAGUUCGAACAUUCAAAGUGGCCGACCAAAGUGCGUGUAUAAACGCCAGUAUUUGGGACGAGGCAGGCCUCUUGCUGAUCCCUGGCGACAUAGUCCGAUUGACCAAAGGCUACGUAUCGUUGUGGAGAAACUGCCUCACCCUGUACACCUCCAAAGGGGGCGACAUCCAGAAAAUAGGCGAAUUCUGCAUGGUGUUCAAUGAACAGCUCAACAUGAGCGAACCCGGACCGGUCUUACCUCAAAUACCUCCCGUCUGCGGCCCCCCCAACAACCUGCCCCUGAAUAAUGGAACCAACAACGGGGCGGGUAGGGUCGGUCCUCCGCAGCCUCCUGUUACUGCUCCACCUCCGAUGCAGCACAACAACAUCGCAGGGCCUGCGAAGACAACUGCGAACAGUACUUCUCGACAGAGUGGAAAUGGCCCCCCUUCGGACAAUCAGAAACGAUCCCGGGGCUCGAGAUCAGGGCAGCACAGAAAUAGACAUAACCGAGCAACGUAAUGACGAGUUUGAGACCGACUUUGGAAUUGUGAAGACACUGAUUUUGGAUUUCUGCCUCUCUGACAAUGUUUAAAGAAUAGGAAACGUCCAAAAAUUUGGAAAAAGAAAUCGACAAGUGUCCGAGAAACUAUUUAGGAAAGUAUUAACAGGUGAAUAUUGGUUUUAACAGCCCCUGCUAGGUUUUAAAAAAUGUUUCAUUGGGCGUGUGUAUUUUUGUCUGCUGGUCACAAAUCUGAAGUUUAACUUGGCAAGGAUAGCCGAGUUUCUUUCAGAUAUAUUGCGAAUAAUCAAUUAUUGACAUGGUUCACAACUGAUCCAAACUCAUUCAAAAUAAGCUUAAAACGAAUCAUUAAUCAGGCAAAGCAGAUGUGAAAGGGGUUCCACAGCCCUACCUCAUUUCUCAUCUAUGUCAAUGAUAUUAAGUGCAACUUUCCCAUUGUAUCAUUUUCUUUUUUUGCCGAUGAUACUAGUUCAAAUGUUUAUGACUCGCACUUUCAAUCACUAAUCACUAAAGAUCAAUUAAUGGUAUAAUUAAAAAAGUGCAGGGCAUUUUUUCAAUCCUUAUGAAACAAAUCAAUAUUUUGAAAUAAUUGAAUGCUGUCAUUGAAUACCUCAAACACUUCAAAAUUCUUGGAAUUCACAGACAGAAAUAAUGAGGUAUAAUGUAACCUGAACAUUUUCGGAUUAUUAGUUUCCCUUAUCUGCUUCUGCAAUUUUUUCUAAUUGAUGAUGAAGAUUGACGAUGACAAAAAUAUGUAAUAUAUUUGGUGACUUCUAGGACAUUAUUCAUUUUGGUUAUAUCAGAUUGUAGAAAUUCUCUGAGGUGUUUUUAUCAAAUACACAUACACCAGUUGAUAUCACAUAUUUCUCUUCUUCAAAUAAAAUCUAAAGACUCAACUGCUUGCUUUUACUCCAUUGUGAUUUUUAAUUAGGAAAACAUGAAUGCCAUGGGAAAGAACGGUUUAGGCUUUCUACUACUCUAUCUUGAUACAAAAAAUCAUUCAUUUAACUCUAUAUAGAGUUGAUCAACUCUCAUUCAAUUCCAAAAUUAACUCUAUAUAGAGUCUAUUUUUUGAAAUUUCGACAUUAACUCCAUAUAGACUUGAUCAACUUUAUAUAGUUAAUUUUUUUGACUCUAUGCACAGUCAAUUUUUUGAAAUUUCAAUCAAUUUCAAAAUUAACUAUAUAGAGUUGAUCAACUCUAUAUAGAGUCAAUUUUUUGACUCUAUAUAUAGUCAAAUUUUUGAAAUUUCAAUCAAUUUCAGAAUUAACUUUAUAUAAAGUUGAUCAACUCUAUAUAGAGUCAACUUUUUGACUUUAUAUAGAGAUAAUUUAUGAAAUUGAUGGCUUUUUUCCUUUCUUUUGUAUGAAGAUGGUGAAGUAGAAAGCCAAAACCCUUUUUUUUGAAAAAUUAAUCUUAAAAUUUACCCCUAUCAAUAUAUGAAUAAUAUCUUUUGUGCUAGUUAUUUCUUGCUGAUUAAUAAUUCAUAGUUGUUCCUUGCUAAGUGCUUGGAUUUUUUGUUGGUUUUGUUGACAGUUUUGUCAAAUUAAACUGGAAUUAAAUGCAGUGCUGUCAAAUUUCAUAUGGCUAUUGAAAAUAUAAGGAAUGGGAAUUUUGUGUUGAUAUGCUUUACAAGAUUUUAUUACUAGUUGAUUUUUUGAAAAUUAAAACUUUUUGAGUGGCCAUAUAUCCAAAAGUAGACCAAAGUGCCAAAUUUUGACUCUUUAUUCGUGAUCAGGAGACAAUAAUAGGUAGGUCUAACAAAAUGAUUUUUAUUCAAAUAAUAGCACAACCUGUUAAAACCGGAAUAUUUACCAAUGUAGAUGUUUCUUUCAAGUACAAAAGAUACACAACAUAAAAUAAAUGUCGUCUAAUUAUUAAAUUUUAAUUUGUCAGGUGUGAAAUAGAUUUAUGUUCAUUAAAUGUGCACAAAGCAUGCAUGACUUGAAUGAAUCAUCGUUUAGACUAUUCAGAAUUUUACUGCUUGACAGAGAAGGGUCAAAAUUGGCAGGGAAUUGUCAAGAUUGACAGAAAAUGUCAAAAUUGAAAGGCAGUUGUCAAGAUUGACAGGGUGUGGUCAAAAUUGCCACCAAGUAGUCAAAAUUGACAGUGACAUCUUUUUUUUUUUUAGUUUAUGUUUGAGAGAAACAUCUAUCUGCCCAUCAUUUUUUCUCUAGAAGAGUUUAUUGACAUUUGUUUUUUUUUCUGAGUUUCCUAUUUAUACAUUGAGGAAGACGUAGAAAUUCAAAAAAAGGUUUUUCCAAAGAGUUUACAGAGAAUCUGGAUUCAUGCAACCUCCUUUCCCAAGUUUGAACAAGAGUGGUUUUAUUCUGUUAACAAAGAGAGGUAAUUUUAAUUUUGAGAGAAGCUGGGGUGCUUGCAUAAAUCCAGAUUAAGUAGACACCCAUCUUUAAAUACCCUUUUUGUACAUAAUAUAGAAUGUUUUUUAAUGAAAGAUGUCAUAAAACUAUACUAGCCUAUGAUU